Molecule: messenger RNA, 756 nt
Organism: Tigriopus californicus
Lineage: Eukaryota; Metazoa; Arthropoda; Copepoda; Harpacticoida; Harpacticidae
Product: peptidyl-prolyl cis-trans isomerase FKBP11-like
Exons: 2
Coding region: 139-606 (155 amino acids)
Molecular function (GO): peptidyl-prolyl cis-trans isomerase activity
Source: RefSeq, a predicted model, not a curated record
CGUUCGACGACGCCAGGUAGACCCUAACGCUACGUGGCCCUCGGAGUCAUGCAGGCCACAAGAAGAAACUAUUUACUAAGCAAAUUCAAAUGAAUCCGUGAAACACGUAUCAAAAAGAGCAUUCUUGAACAAGUUGUCAUGGAAAUGUCUCCUAUUUUGUUAUUGAUCGGGAUUGUCGUCUCCCUGGUUCAUGGCCUUCGAGAAGAGAUCACCCACGAGAUCAUUUCAAACCCUGAGUAUUGUCCGUACACAGCCGAAAUCGGAGACACGGUGAAAAUAGAAAUCAAGUCUGCUCGUUUGGACGAUCCGGAGACCGGCGAGAUUUUUGACAAAUCUCUCUUGAAACAUCCGAGAACCUUUGUAUUGGGAAGCACAAAUGUUAUUCCUGGAUUGGGUUUACAAGGCCUAACAAGAAUGUGUGUGGACGAGAUAAGAAGGGUCAAAAUCCCGAAUACGGAUCGAUACUUCAAAGACCGAACCUCCCAAAUUGCCGUGGGUGACAAGGCCAAGUAUGUGUUUUACACCGUGGAACUCCUGGAGUUGUCUAAAGGUCCCUCCCUUAAGGAUCUGAACCCUGGACUCAGCUUUGGAGGUGGAGAGCUUUGAAAUUGGACACUCUUUUAUUGAACAUCAAAUUCGUCAUCAAAAAGGGUUAUGAAAUAAAUAUGAAUCGCGUACUGACGGAGCAUACAUAUAUGUAUAUAUACACAUGUUUAUCUAUUAUAAUAAUCUAUGGAUACCACCUAUGUGAACUAC